AUGCCUACCGCAGUCACUACCACUACCACGGCCGCCUCAUCCAUAUCUCUCAAGGGCUCUCCAGAGCCCUCUUCCGCCCCGUCUUCGUCCACCGUUGCCACCCUCCGCUCGCUUUAUCCCCGCGCUGCUCGUGCGUUUCUACAACGCGAUGUCAUUCUAACGGACUCGCUCCUGUCCUCGGGUCUCUCUCUCAUCAACCCACCUGCAAGUAGAAGCUGCAUCAACGACUCCCUUGCGUCGCACAGGAGAAAAUGGGACAUCCUCAGACUGACGUUCGAGACCACGCUCUAUGCGUCCCCACCCUCGACUCAAGACAGCCUACCUUCUGCCCUCAGAGCCAACCUCAUUCUAUCCCCCGAACCGCUCAUCACCUCACUUCAUACCCGGUCGCUGCAACUGUUCACACCCAGCGACCAUCCACAAAAACCAUCCUCCGCGUUCUUGCCCGCGCAGAUCCUAGUAACCCUUGUCCUCGCCAGCCUCAAGCUCGACAGCGCGGAAGUAGGCCGGAGGAUGAUCGAGGAAUGGCUGGCGAGGCAUGGGCAGGAACCGGACAUGGAAGAUCCAACGGGGUAUGCCAAAGUUCUUGAGCUCUACUGUUUGCACGUCCUCCCGCGCCUGCAAGACUGGGACUAUGCCGAAGACUUCUUGGCAUAUGAAAGCGAGCUGCCUCACCAAGUCCGUUACCAACUCGAGCAGUCUCUCCGCCAACUCUGCACCGAAGCCGCCUCCGCCGAGCACGUUCAGACCGCCCUCCCUUCCAGCCCCUCACUCGCCUCCUCAUCCUCUGGUUCCUCCACCCCUUCCCGCACUCCCUCACCCGCAGUCUCCGACGAUUCCUCGCAGUCCUCUUCGUCCACCCACACCGCGAUCCCGCUCCAAUCGCAGCGCGGCCCCCCUGCGCUAACGCCGCUGACUCCCUCGGGCUCGCACUCCCAGUCACCCACGCCCCGCGCGGACCCACACUCGGCAUCUUCCGCGAGCAUCGCGAGCACCGCGACCUCACGCACGAUCACCCCCUUGCGUACGCCGCGCCGCGCGAAACCGAACGGGACCGCGCACCCGAACGGCGCCGCGAACGGCAGCGCCCACGCGAACGGGCACGCCUACGCGCAGCGCUCCCCGUCGUCCUCCACCCGCGCGGGCGCGCGCUCGCGCUCGUCCACGCCCGCGUCGGGGUCGGGGAUGUCCGCCGCGCUCGUCCCGCGCACGCCGUCGCGAGGCAGCGUGGGGGAGGCGUCGGCGUCGCCCGCGAGCGCGCGUCCGCCGUCGACGCUCGCGCUCGUGCGCGCGGCGCUCGGGUCGCUCGCGCGGGGCACGUCGCGCGCGCAGGUGCUCUUCUACGUCGUUGUCUUCGUCGUCCUCCCCGUCGCGUCGUUCCUCGCGCGCACGGCCGCGGGUGCGGGGAGCGCGGUGGAUGCGGUCCGGCGGCGGUUGCGCGGGACGGACGGGGCGGGGGGCGGGGUCGCGGCGAGGGUGUGGGCGGAGCUUGUGCGGGCGGUGCUCGACACUGUGAACAUGGCAGGGAGGGGGCUGGUGUAG
This is a messenger RNA of Epithele typhae, 1542 nucleotides long. RefSeq lists its product as uncharacterized. The transcript has 3 exons. The record is from RefSeq and is a predicted model, not a curated record. Bases 1 to 1542 code for a protein of 513 amino acids. Lineage: Eukaryota; Fungi; Basidiomycota; Agaricomycetes; Polyporales; Epitheliaceae.